Messenger RNA from Xyrauchen texanus (razorback sucker), 1924 nucleotides. Its product is annotated as disabled homolog 1-like. The record is from RefSeq and is a predicted model, not a curated record. The transcript has 15 exons. Bases 1 to 1830 code for a protein of 609 amino acids. Gene Ontology annotation, biological process: ventral spinal cord development; lateral motor column neuron migration. Lineage: Eukaryota; Metazoa; Chordata; Actinopteri; Cypriniformes; Catostomidae.
AUGGCUACUUGGAUUGAGUCACUCUACCUGAAGCUUCUCGACCGCUCGAGAGAGAACCUGCGCAAGCUGUGUCCCAGAGAUUUUAGUGCAGAUUUUCUCCCUGAGGGGGAAAUACCAACAAACUCAUCAGCUGAGCAGGUAGGCACAGGCAUGCACCGGCAACAAUUUCUCCUCAAACUCUCUGCGCUCAAUAUCCCGGCCUUGCGUGCCUCACGUAUGGAGUAUGAUGGGAGGGAGGGAGGUGUACCGGCAUCGUUCUACAGAAAGAAGGCAAGGCGCCAGAAUCGCAGUGAGCAGGCCCUGAUUCAGCGCUUCAGAGGGGAUGGCGUCAGUUACAAGGCCAAGCUGAUCGGGAUUGAUGAUGUGACAGCGGCGCGUGGAGACAAGCUGUGCCAGGACUCCAUGAUUAAACUGAAGGGAAUUGCUACCUCUGCACGGUCAAAAGGGAAACACAAACAGAGAAUUUUCUUGACUGUGUCCUUCGGAGGAAUCAAGAUUUAUGAUGAAAGAUCAGGGGUAUUACAACAACAACACUCUGUGCAUGAAGUCUCCUAUAUUGCCAAAGAUACGAGGGACCAUCGCGCCUUCGGCUUCGUGUGUGGAAAGAAAGGAAACCACAAAUUUGUGGCAAUCAAAACAAGCCAUUCGGCAGAGCCAGUCAUACUGGAACUGCGUGACCUGUUUACCCUGGUCUAUGACAUCAAACAGAGGGAGGAGUCACAGAAAAAGACUCAGAAGGACAAACACUGUGAUCCAGCUGUCUAUCAGAGCAUUCUUGAGGAUGAGAUGGAUGAUCCAGUGUAUCAGUACAUUGUGUUUGAAGCUGGACGUGAGCCUCUCCGUGGCCACCAAUCAGAAGAGAGCGUUUACCAGGUCCCAUCAAGUCAGCAGAAAGAAGGAAUCUAUGAUGUUCCAAAACGCCAUUGUAUGACUAAUAUAAACCAGUUUGAUCUCUUUGGUGACAUGGCCACCCCUCCAGACAUCCUGUCAAUGCCAUCGUCACCUGCUAACACACUGGAUCUUGGGAGGAGACGACGUCAGCAACCCCCAGAACAUUUCACCCAUUUCAGUCCACCAGCAGUGCCCUCAGGGUAUAUGACCAUGGGUGCUAUCCAGGCUGCUCACUGGGCUCAACAGUCCUUUGCCACCCAGGGUGCUCCAAUGGCCUUUGGGGUUCAGGCACCAUUGCAGAUGGCCCAGAUGCUUCCUGGAGGCCAGCCUAUGAUUUGGGGUCAGGCCAACCUCUUCCACUCUCCAGCCACGGGCCAGCAGCAGUGGGCUUUCGUGCCAGCACAGACAGUUGGUAUGGGAGCGCAUCCAAUUCCAACAGCUGUACUUCAUGGUUUCGUCCCCAUAGCAACCAUGCGGCCCCACUCCUGUGAGCCCCCUGAAACAUCAUCAACCAUUACGAGUCCUCAGCACUUUGUUGCCUCUACCCUGCGGCGUAGUGGAUCUAAACACACCCUGAAUGAGGAUCCUCCAGAAGAGACGAUAUCCGUUCACAUGCACACUGGACGACUGGAAGCUGCAGCAGACCCCGGACAGCUUUCUGAGAAACAGGAAGUGGAUGAACUGGAUCUUUCACAGAUGAGUUUGACUCCAGGGUCAUCGAUAUCACCAUUCACGACUGACUCUUGUGCUACUCCAGGUAAUGAACAGGAAACCACAUCCCAAGCAGCAACCCCCUCAAUAGAGCCAUCACUGCUUGAGGCAAGAGACAACUCAGGCCAUUUGACAGAAGGAUUGGUAAUAGUUAAUGAGGUCUGUUCUCAAACUCUCAGCUCUGAUUUGAUGCCAGUAGAUGCAGACUCUUCACAGCUGGAUGUCUGAAGAGAGAUUACUUCUGGGAAGCGUUACACUGGACAUGCAGGAGAACACAUGGAGAAGCCAAAAGUCACAUGAACAUCAAUAUAAAAUAACUCUG